CGCGCGGGCCGGCCCCGGCGCCUCCAUGAUGGAGGAGCGAGCGGCCGCCGCGGUCGCCGCCGCCGCCUCCUCCUGCCGCCCGCUCGGCUCCGGCGGGGGCCCCGGCCCGGCUGGAGCGACCCCAGCUGCCACCCCUGUGCCCGGGCCUGGCCCGGCCGGGAAGGGAGGCGGCGGCGGAGGCAGCCCCGGCCCCACGGCGGGCCCGGAGCCCCUGAGCCUACCGGGAAUCCUGCACUUUAUUCAACACGAGUGGGCGCGCUUCGAGGCCGAGAAGGCGCGCUGGGAGGCCGAGCGCGCCGAGUUGCAGGCCCAGGUGGCCUUUCUCCAAGGAGAAAGGAAAGGGCAGGAGAACCUGAAGACAGACCUGGUGCGGCGGAUCAAGAUGCUGGAGUACGCACUGAAGCAGGAGAGGGCCAAAUACCAUAAACUGAAGUUUGGAACAGACUUGAACCAGGGCGAAAAGAAGCCGGAUCUGUCAGAACAAGUACCCAACGGCCCCGUGGAGUCGGUCACCCUGGAGAACAGCUCGCUUGUGUGGAAGGAGGGGCGACAGCUUCUCCGACAGUACCUGGAAGAGGUGGGCUACACAGACACCAUCCUGGACAUGCGCUCCAAACGUGUGCGUUCCCUGCUGGGCCGCUCAUUGGAGCUCAACGGGGCGGUGGAGCCCAGUGAGGGGGCUCCCAGGGCCACGCCGGGCCCCGGGGUGCUCAGCAGCGGCGGCGGGGGUGGCGGCGAGUCACUGCUGGUGAAACAGAUCGAGGAGCAAAUCAAGAGGAAUGCGGCAGGCAAGGACGGCAAAGAGCGCCUGGCCGGCUCGGUGCUGGAGCAGAUCCCCUUCCUGCAGAACUGUGAGGACGAGGACAGCGACGAGGACGACGAGCUGGACAGCGUGCAGCACAAGAAGCAGCGCGUGAAGCUGCCGUCCAAGGCCCUGGUGCCCGAGAUGGAGGAGGAGGACGAGGAGGAUGACUCUGAAGACGCUAUCAAUGAGUUUGACUUCCUGGGCUCAGGAGAGGAUGGGGAAGGUUCCCCAGACCCUCGGCGUUGUGCUGCGGACGGAAACCCCCACGAGCUGGAGAGCCGGCGGGUCAAGCUCCAGGGAAUCCUGGCUGACCUGCGCGAUGUGGAUGGGCUGCCUCCCAAAGUGACAGGUCCCCCUCCCGGCACGCCCCAGCCCCGGCCCCACGAAGACGUCUUCAUCAUGGACACCAUCGGGGGCGGGGAAGUGAGCCUGGGGGACUUGGCGGAUCUCACCGUCACCAAUGACAACGAGCUCAGCUGUGAUCUCUCCGACAGCAAAGACGCCUUCAAGAAGACAUGGAACCCCAAGUUCACCCUGCGUUCACAUUACGAUGGCAUCCGCUCCCUGGCCUUCCACCACAGCCAGUCGGCGCUGCUCACCGCCUCCGAGGAUGGCACGCUCAAGCUCUGGAACCUACAGAAGGCGGCCACGGCCAAGAAGAACGCUGCCUUGGACGUGGAGCCCAUCCAUGCCUUCCGGGCCCACAGGGGUCCUGUGUUGGCAGUAGCCAUGGGCAGCAACAGUGAGUACUGUUACAGCGGUGGGGCAGAUGCCCGCAUCCACAGCUGGAAGAUUCCAGACCUCAACAUGGACCCCUAUGACGGUUACGAUCCCAGUGUGCUGAGCCACGUGCUGGAGGGCCACAGUGAUGCCGUGUGGGGCCUGGCCUUCAGCACCGCCUGCCAGCGCCUGGCCUCCUGCUCAGCUGACGGCACCGUCCGCGUCUGGGACCCCAGCAGCAGUGCGGCCUGCCUGUGCAGCUUCCCUACGGCCAGUGGGCAUGGCAUCCCCACCUCCGUGGCCUUCACCAGCACCGAGCCUGCCCACAUCGUGGCCUCCUUCCGCUCUGGGGACACCGUGCUCUAUGACCUGCAGGCGGGCAGUGCCCUCCUCACACUCGAGUCCCGGGGGAGCAGCGGCCCAACCCAGAUCAACCAGGUGGUGAGCCACCCCAGCCAGCCCCUCACCAUCACCGCCCAUGACGACAGGGGCAUCCGCUUCCUGGACAAUCGCACCGGGAAAUGUGUGCACUCCAUGGUCGCCCACUUGGAUGCUGUCACCUGCCUGGCUGUGGACCCCAAUGGUGUCUUCCUGAUGUCAGGGAGCCAUGACUGCUCCCUGCGCCUGUGGAGCCUGGACAACAAGACGUGCGUGCAGGAGAUCACGGCCCACCGUAAGAAACACGAGGAGGCGAUCCACGCCGUGGCCUGCCACCCCAGCAAGGCCCUCAUCGCCAGCGCCGGUGCCGAUGCCCUGGCCAAGGUCUUCGUAUGAUGCCCACCUGGCCCCACCCUGGCUGCCACACUGGCUGGAGAGGGGCCGGGCAGGUGGGGCUGAGGUGAGGGGUGGGGAUGAGGAGGGGGACGUUGCUGCAGCCCAAUGGGGCCCCAGUGCUGUGUGGGGGCAGGGGUGAAGCUGUAGGAAGGGCUUUGGGCUAGCCCACUGUCGCCCUAUCUCCUGCAGGGGACUCCUAGCCUCGCUCUGGAGGCGGAGGCCUGGUGGUGCUAAUGGCCCUGUCCCCGGAACCCCUCCCUGCGGCACUCCUGCCCAGCCACUGGCCACUGCCCGCUGCUGCUGUCAGAGUUGCUUCUGGAAGCCGCCACAGCAGUACUGGGGUCCUCUGGGGUGUUCGGCUGGGAUGCUGGGAGGUGCCACAUUCCCCAGAAGUCCCUGCCCUCAGGGGGAGCUGUCAGCCCCUCCUCCCUGACUUCCUGACACUAACACAGGCCUGGGGGGCCCUCCCGCUCCUGCCCCCAUGAUGCCUAGGAGAGGGGUUAACUGUUACACCUCACCCCUCCCUGGGGUGGUCUUCCCAGCCCUUAGCGGAGACAGCCUGCCUUGGUGUCUCCCAGGGCACACGCGGAGGGCGGGCUCCCUGCCCCCUGUAUAUCUGUAUAAAGAAAUGGGAUUGUAAUGGCCCCCACGUUAUCACUGUGUGAUAGUCUCCAUCGCGCCCCCACCCCACUCUCUCCCUCUAUUUAUUUCACUCUUUGUUUGGGUUCCGCCCUGUGGCCCGGUCCCACCUCGGGUUCCCGUUUAUAAGCCCCAUCCCCUGCGUCCCUGAACUUGUAUGUGAAAAAUUGUCUCAAUAAAUCCUUUGGAGUAA
Messenger RNA from Ochotona curzoniae (black-lipped pika), 3131 nucleotides. RefSeq names its product striatin 4 (gene STRN4). Gene Ontology annotation, molecular function: protein phosphatase 2A binding; armadillo repeat domain binding; protein-containing complex binding. The record is from RefSeq and is a predicted model, not a curated record. The coding region runs from base 26 to 2299 and encodes 757 amino acids. Lineage: Eukaryota; Metazoa; Chordata; Mammalia; Lagomorpha; Ochotonidae. Gene Ontology annotation, cellular component: dendrite. The transcript is spliced from 17 exons.